Messenger RNA from Scophthalmus maximus (turbot), 7084 nucleotides. RefSeq names its product junctional protein associated with coronary artery disease. The record is from RefSeq and is a predicted model, not a curated record. Gene Ontology annotation, biological process: positive regulation of blood vessel endothelial cell proliferation involved in sprouting angiogenesis. Lineage: Eukaryota; Metazoa; Chordata; Actinopteri; Pleuronectiformes; Scophthalmidae. Gene Ontology annotation, cellular component: adherens junction; ruffle membrane. The coding region runs from base 230 to 4474 and encodes 1414 amino acids. The transcript has 4 exons.
CAAUCGGCAUGCUCGGCUCAGAGCUCGGUGCAGAGCAGCUCGGUCUCGGCAGUCGGAGCUGCGGGCGCAGGGGAAACUGCGACGGCCGCGCCAAGCAUCUUCCCAGUGAUGGCCUCUGCUGAGCAGACGUGCUCCAGCUUCCACCGGCAGCACUGCGCAUAAGGCAACACACCCCACCUUUGCCCUCCUGCCCCAGAAGUGAGAGCGAGAGCGAGAGCGAGACACCACCAUGUACAGCGUGGAGGACCUUCUCAUUUCGCACGGAUACAAAUUGCCCAAGAGCGGCCCUCCCUCCGCCACGCCUUACGACAAGCGCCCCGCGGACUGCCAGCGCGAGCUGGUGGACAACCGGGCCGGCCGGGGGACGCUGAACGGGUACGAGGCGGACCGGGGCGCGACCAUCGCAGGCAUCUACGGCAGCAGGCAGGCACUGGUGAAGGGCUACCCCGCCACCGACAACGAGAGCGGGGAGAGGAUCCUGAGGAGGAAGGAAAUCGGCAUCGGUAUCCUAGGUGACGCUCAGCCCUUGGGUGAUUCUCUCGCCACGGAUAGCGGGUUCUACGAUGUCCCUAGUUUGACUUAUUCAGAGCCGCUGAGCCAUGACGAAAGGGAUAUUUCCUACUGGCGAAGGCGAGGCCAGGACUUCAGUAUCCUCCUGGACUAUGCCGAUGGCAGGGAGCUGAGGGCCUCUGCUGGUGCGUGGAGGCCACAGGCCCUGAUCGCUGCAGAGGAACACAGGGCAGAGAGGCGAGCGCAGCAGCUAUGGGAGGACAUUUCCUGGCUAAGGGAUCCAGAUGCAGCCCCUGGUCAGCUCAGGGUGACUGGGGAGAGGAAGUGUCAGAGCCUCGGUACAGAAGAGUGGAGGCCUGCUGUGGGCCUGGGAAGGCAGCUGUCGGAUGGGGAUGGGGACAGAUGGGCUCAGGAACAGUAUCGCUUGAGGACACCGGAGGGUUUUUUUCACCCUAGAACUAAAGCAAAGUCUCAGUCUCUCCCGAGAGUUUUAUCACCUGAUGGAAUUGACGGCAGAGAGCUCAUUCCAUCCAGGCCUAGCCUACCUGAUAGACAACAGAGGUUAAGCAGCACUGUCUUCUCUGGGCCCUAUAGUAGGUAUAUCUAUAGUGGUGCUGUUGGCAGGGAGCGUUGGGGUAGGAAUGCUGGGCCAAGCAGCCAUGUUGCACUUUUACCGAAGCCCAGGUUCAGCAGGCCUUUAAAGCCUCCAUCAUAUGAGAUUCACCAGCAGACUAGGGGUAGCGCAGAAAUGCUUGCUAUAGAACAGGGUGCCAAACAAAAAGAUAGGUCUGUCUAUUAUCCAAGGGGUGGGGAGCUCAGACAAGACUAUUACGCACAACACUCUGCCAUCUAUGGAAUGGAGCCCCCUGGCUACAUCCCACCCCCAUCUUAUAGAAGACCCCCUCUCCCUAGAGCAGUUUCAAUCAACCGCAAUGACAUGGUGAACCUAAGAUGGAGGGCGGAAGCUCUGCAGAUGCACAGCUCAGAUCCUGGAAGAUGGUUUUCCAGACAUGCAGGUGGUUCAUGGCUGGAGCAUUAUGGAGACCGUGGUGGAUCCUAUCGAAAACAGGUGCAUUCUGGACAUGAAGAACAACCAGAGCAUGCCCGUCAAUUACCCACUGAAGACCCAAGAGUGAAGCAAAUCUCAGGAGGGCUUGGCGGAAAUUCUCUCACCGACUCAGACAAGAUCCGUAACAUCGACAAAGAGAUUCCAUCCGCUAAGAUUUUAGGACAAUCUACACAUGAUAGUGCCUUUCCUCCCCAACAGGGUCCAGCUCUCAAUACUGAUGGCCGCAAAACAGCUCUCAUUGAAAACGACAGCAGUAUUCGAUGGUCUAACAGGGGAAGUAAAAAAAGUGACAGUGUAGCUUCUGAUCAAAACCGUAGUCUGUUUUUUCCUUCAUCUAUUCUGGGUAAACCACCACCUCCCCCAUGCAAGCCGGCUGAUCAGGGUGUCUCUGAAACUGUGACAGAGGUAAAAAAGGUGGAGCUACCUGAUCCACCAGAGAAAGACAAAAACAAGAAUCUAAAAAAGAGACUUAGUGAGACAAUUUUUUGUUUGGUGUCUGUCCCUGCUACUCCGCAGCUCACUGGGACAAUCCGUGAUCAGAAUAACAACAAUGAGAAGUCACCAGACCCAGCAGACAGUCCAAGUGAUAAUAAAACUGGCCACUUAACAAACCAAAGUCUCCAAAGCACAUCUUCAGCAGAAGCUGAGCUGCAAGCACUUACUGGUAGCAUAGCGAGCAGCAAAACAAGCAGUAGAGCAAGCAGCAAAAUGUUUAAAAAGUUUCCCUGCAGACCCCCUAAAAUAAACCAUUACAAGGAGCUGAAACUGUCGGGAUCCUGGCCUUCAAACCAGUAUCGAGACCAGGAGACACAAACUAGCCCAGAGGCCCGAAAACCUGAUCCUGAAAACAAGGAAGCACAAGAAGAACCUGUCCCUCCCGACACUGAAGACCCUCCUGACAGCAGUGGCGCAGUGGGCUCUUCCUUCACUUUUCCUAUAAAGGGAGUGAAGAGUCUGAAACUGUCAAGCAACAGCGCCUUCUCCCUGACAGCCACCUUCUCCAACCAGCUGAACAAGAGCACAGCUCAGCAGCCAGCAGUACCAGCCUCAGGAAAUGUGGAGGAGACCAAACCAGCAGCAAACACUGGACAGGAGGCAUUUGAACAGUUCCUACUGAAACCGAUCAUCCAGCGGCCAUGGGAUGCCGUCAAAGAGCUUGAGACCAUCAAAAAAGAAGUCCAGGAUCAACAGCAGCAGCAGAGCAGCAAACAGCCCAGCGUUGAUAAGUGCAUAGAGGACCUCAAUGAGGCUUACAAAGACAUCUUGGAGCUAGGCACUGCCAGCAAUAAAGUCCCCAAUGGUUCUGUACAAAUCCCUGAGCGUAUCAAAAUCCGAUUGACAUCAGAACCUCUCAACAAGCCCAGCAGCCUUAGACGCAGUGCAGUAAGCUGGUCUGUUGACCCAGAAUACAGGGAAGUCAAGAGCGCCUUCUCCAGGCCUGCAACAAAAUCAGUGACUUUCAGCAAGCAGCUUAGGGAGGAACUUCCCGUCCCACCUCGGGAGACAGGCUUUAGAGAAUACAGGGUCAUUUCGCACCUUUCGCGCAGACGGAGCAAUGAUGGCAGGACAGUAAAACUAGAUCUGCCAGAUGAGCCCAUCGAAACACCACUUUGUGACUUCAGUCCAACAACGCACACCACAUCAGCUGAGGUGCCCUGGGCAGACAGACAGCCCAUGCAGGAUGCCUCUACACUCACUAGUCCUCCAGAUUAUGAGGACAUAUGCCAGACUUUGCGUCACCCUAGAGACCCAACGGAUGUCAAUAAAGCAUCCACAGGCAAUUCAAAGCCUAAUGACGCAGAUUCUCUUCAAGAUCCCAGUGCUGAAUCAGAAGAGGAUUGCCCUAUUUGUAAACGAGAGCUUGAGAAUCAGAUGAGACAGGGCACACUGCCUCCACUGCAUGAGGAGAACAGCUCAGACAGUUCAGCCAAUCAAAAUGGCAGUCCACCACAAUGUGCUGCCUUAGAAAGUCCAGCAGAAGAUUCUAUAACAGAGGAGCCAAAUGACUCAAGUCUGAAUCAGUCAGGGUCUGAUCCUUGUGCUGCAACAAGGGAGCAGCAUUCAUUGACACAGGAAAAUUUGGGAGGGGAUGAAAAAACAGACAGUGCUCAGGCAGUAAACUUUGACAAUUUGGGUGCAGUUAAUCUUGCUGAGAGCAUACCAGCGAAUGGAGCUACAGAGGCGAGCACAUCCACAAUAUUAGCAAAUGAUGUGCCUGCAGACCCCCAAGUCACAGAGGAACAUAGAGUCUGUGAAACAGUAGCCAAGGAAGUACAAGUAGGAGAGGAUGAGGCUAGUAUAGGGGAAACACCUGAAGGCAGUGCAGACAAAACUGAAGGGAAAUAUGAAUGUGAGAGACAAGACAAUACAAUGCGUGAUGACGAGCAGGAGCGAGAGAAGAAGCCUUCUGCUGUCCCAGAGCAAAGAGUUGUUCUACGGACUCAUCUUGGGCGAGACCACCCAGGGUUACCAGAGUUUCCACCAGAUAGACUGCCACUUUCAGUUCCCCCAAACCUAGACCGCAGGCUGUCUCUUAGCUUGGAGGGAGAGAGGCGGAGCAAGGGGCCAUCCAACCGAAUGGAGGCAUUGCAGAACAAGCUGGCUAUUUCUCCAGGACGGGUGGCAGUUGAGCGCCUGGCCCGGAUGAGGGACGUGGACAUUAUGUAUCGUAUGAGGCGCCUCAGCAUCAGGAGUACUGACUCUGGGGAAGGGGAGGCAGAGGGCGAGGGCAAGGAUGAACAAGUUGAGGAGAUCCACCUUGGGCCUCAGAAACACAAGGAGAAUGACCAAGAGAUCACCAAUUCACAGCAGGUCUCCGUGGAGACAGUGUUACAAAAUGAGGAGGAGUCAUCUCUCUCAGAACCCCAUGAUCCCAGCCGAGUGGAGACUUUGUAGAAAGACUACGACCAUCAUCUCCAUCUGAGGUUAUUAGCUCCAACACUGUGACCUGGCUGCCUACUAGAAUGCCUUCAUCUCAUUUUGACACUGAAAUGGCCUUCUUGUCCGACAAGAGCAUUGUGUACACCCUCACCCCUCGGAGCUGCGUUGACUUCUAAGAGUGCUGUUCCACUGCCAAAGGGAGGUACCCCUUUAACCUGAGGGGCAACUUCCACUCCGAAAUCCCUCCCCGGCCUUCCCAAACUGACUACCCACUACCCCAUCUGUCCUUCAUCCCCAAGCCCAUCCUCUUAUAGGGUUUCUACUAGUUAGUCUUCUUGUAGCGGCUUUUCCUUUCUAUUCAAACCUCCCUAUGCUUUUCUCAUUGGCAGACAUUAUGCAAUUCUGUCGCGCAUACUAGAACUUCUUAAAUGUCCAUAGUGAAUACAGUUGAGACAUUUUUUCGUAUUCUGAACAAAUCUGUAUGUUUACAGGCGAGCCGUUAAGGAUAUGAAUGUAAGCAUUUAUGUUUAACCUAGCAUAGACGUAGAAGGGUUACCGUCACAAACCUGUUCUGUUGCAUUUAACGUACACCAAAAUAAACUGCGUAUCUGAUUGUUGUGGUGCGGAAACAGCUGUUUUAGAACUGGACAUCACUGUCUCUGGCUCGAGAACUGUUUUGAUUUUCAGAUGAGAUGAAUCAGCCUUUCCUUUUUUUAAAUUUCAUGACAUUCAACCCUUUCUCAUUGCUUUUGUACACACUGCAACCACAACCAUAACAAAAAGAGCUCUUCAAUGAAGAGUGACUCUUUACCACAUGACAUGAUGGAUCAGUGACCUGUUAAACGUUACACUGGUUCUACACUGGAGAGGGAGAGUUGCCUUCUUUAACCAGGUGUGUAUUUCCUGGUUGGAUCAGGUGAAGUCUCUGCUUGAUUGCCUGAACAAUCUGGCCUGAUCUGAUGUUUGGCUCCCAUUUCCAGGUAAUUUCAGGAAGCAAUAAAGGCACAGAUAGUAUUUGAAAUGGUGGUCAGCAACUUUGAUAAGUAUUAAAGAUUGAUAUAGGGAAAAAACGAACAGAAAAAAGAUCCAUAGAGCAAUACUCUUGUAUAAACAGCUCAGUGGUGGAGUGGAACUAGAUGUAGGAACCAUGGUCAAGAGUUUUAAUGUGAGCGUGUCAUUCAAAUUAUACUACAGGGAUACGGAAUUGUGUCAGGGUAUAUGGGCGCUUAACAGGGGGCGGGUGUUUACUUCAUGAUAUACAGUAUCUCUAUGUUCAUACAUCUGUAAGCAGAAGACGACAUUUCACGGAAUAUUUAUUUUUUUGAUCAUCAAAUUGUUAAUGAGUUUGCAUAAUGUACAAAAUAAAGUAUAUUUUAAAUAUUUUAAGAGAUAUUUUGUAUUCAACCAUGAAAUAUUAUUUCUCCACGCUUAUAUCAAAAGCUGAAAGUAUCAUAUGUCUGUACAGUAUCAUAUUAAGAGUAUACAUAAUUUUCUAGUGCUUUAAAAAUCGAAUGGCGUGACAUUGGAAGGGAUGACCCUGUGGUGUGCCUUGAUCACACGAUUCGGUUUCAGUGAGCGAUUAGGGUUCAUCAAUGCGAGUGUUGACGUGAUUGGAAACUUUUUGAUUGUGCCAUGAUUUCCUAUUUGAUCGUGCUUUUUCAUACGCUAACAGUGUCAUUGUUGGAGUCUCCUCGUGAUGUUUGAUGCGUAUAUCCAUCUCUCUGCUUUUAUUUCCGAUGUCGUUGGUCAGACAUGGCCGCUGUCUUAUUUAUGUCUUUGUACGUCUUCCAAUUCAGAUCAUGUAUUGUUCUGUUCUGUUUCUUCAAAACUUGUUUAGAAAUAAAAGUGGGACUUUUUUUCUUCCUUUUCCUUCCUUCUACCCUUCCUUUCUCUCCUCCGCCUAAAUCCCUCUUUCCUUUCUUUGUUUCUUUCACUCAAAAGCGUGUUCAUUUUGUGUAAAUUGUCGUGCUGUCAGUAACACUUAUUGCACUAAUGGAUACAAUGCGGUAUGCUAUUCUUGGCUAAAAACCAUGUAUUUGCAAAAAGUAUUAAAAAAAUUUGAGAUUUUUUUUUAAUACAGGGGUUUUUGAUAAAUUAAAACCAUAACUCAGAAUGUAAAUAAUGACAAAAAAAUCUUGUGGAUUAAAAACAAAUUUGCCUUUACAUGUUUUUUUCCAGAACAGCAGUGUUGCAUUGGUACAACGUAUCAACAACAGAUCUGUAGGAACCCAUCACUGUUCAAUCGUUCAUUCAGUAUCACUUAAAUGUUAUGUAGCAUUUUUACAGUUGUAGCAUUUUAAUCAACUCAGAACUUUUGUCUUGGUAUUUCAAACGUUUCUUGUAAAUCUGGGUCAUGUCGCCUUAUUCUGUGUGCAUUACAUUAUACUCCAGGCAAUGCCAAAUAUUAAUGUACUAAGCACUGUUUCAUACCUUAGGUUUUUUACCAACAACUCGUUCUGCCAUCCCUCUGGCUGGAGAGGUACAGUAGCAUAGUUUCUGCUCUUCAUGCUGUUCAUCUGUAGGAACAUUGAAUCAAAGCUGUGAACUUAGAAUAAUAUAAAAAGUAUAGUUGUUUAAAAAAAAAAAAAAAAAAAAGAGUACAGGAUGAGAUUCAGUGUUUUAAAA